AGUUUGCACCGAGAGGAUUUGUUGUUAUGAAGACUUUGGCUUGAAGGGGAAUGAACAGCAUGGAAGGAUCCAGUUUUGGGAUAGACACUAUACUCUCCAACGCUGGUUCUGUCAGCCCUGCUAUGUUGAAUGGAGACUUUAGAGAUGGCAGGGGGGCGGAUUUUAGGAACCAGGGCCCGCUGUCACCCAGCUCGGAAAUAGACACUGUGGGGGGGAGUUCCCCUUCAUCUCCUAUCUCAGUGACUAUGGACCCUGCAGAUCAGCACCGGCUGGUGGACAGCGCCCAUCAUCAGGCUCAGCAUCUCCAUCACCUCCACCACAGCCAGCAACAAUCCCCCUCCUCACAGCAGCAGCAGGCUCAGUCAGGCUCUGCUCCCAGGACUUCCACUUCUUCCUUCUUAAUUAAGGACAUUUUGGGAGACAGCAAACCUUUGGCAGCCUGUGCCCCUUACAGUACCAGUGUGCCCUCUCCUCAUCACACUCCUAAACACGAAGGCAAUGUACCCACAGAAAGUUUUAGGCCCAAACUAGAGCAGGAGAUGUCAGAUGGCAAGGGGAAGCAGGACAAAAUCAGAGAAGACUUACAUACAGACAUGAAAGGACAUGGUACUAAAGAAGAGGGGGAUCGGGAGAUUACAAGCAGCCGGGACAGUCCGCCGGUUCGAGCUAAGAAGCCGAGGAAGGCUCGGACUGCUUUUUCAGACCAUCAGCUCAACCAGCUGGAGAGGAGCUUCGAGAGACAGAAGUAUCUGAGCGUCCAGGAUCGCAUGGACCUGGCAGCGGCCCUCAACCUGACAGAUACCCAGGUCAAGACCUGGUACCAAAACAGGAGGACAAAGUGGAAGCGUCAGACAGCAGUUGGUUUGGAGUUGUUGGCUGAAGCUGGCAAUUAUUCGGCUCUCCAGAGAAUGUUCCCUUCUCCAUACUUUUACCACCCCAGCCUGUUAAGUAGCAUGGACAGCACUACUGCUGCAGCCGCCGCUGCUGCUAUGUAUAGCAGCAUGUAUAGGACUCCUCCAGCCCCUCAUCCUCAGCUACAGAGACCUCUGGUCCCCAGGGUUUUAAUCCAUGGCUUGGGACCUGGAGGGCAACCAGCUCUUAAUCCACUGGGGAACACAAUCCCAGGUACCCCUCACACACGGUGAAACCAACACUCCUUCCUAGCACUAUCACAUCCUUACAGACCCCUUUACAGAAUCCACAAGGACAAACAAAAUACCAAAACUCUGGGGACAUAGAGGUGGCUUAAAAAGCAGAAGGACAGAUGAAGGAAUUUAUGGAACCCACCACCAUCAUCAUCUCCUGAACAUCCAGGAGGGACAUUAACACUGGCAGCUGAGUGUUUAAUGAUUAAGAAAAUGAACAGUUCUUUAUCAGAAAGUGGUUCAAGAAGAGCUAUCAGAGCAUGGAGAUAAGGUUAUCUGCAGAUGAGAAUGGUAUGCCUUGUGUAGGACACUCCAGACUAGACAAAGGAGGCAGAAGAAAGACUUAAGUCCAAAGGCAAGUGGAAAGAGCUCUGCCCCACAGAAAGACGAGGGAAUGUAGAAAAGAGGGUAUAUGAGAACUUUGCACUGAACGUGUGUGUGCUUUUUCAUUCUGAAAGUAGCAUGCUCAGUAAUAUAAAAUGUACAUUUGAAAAAAAAAAAAAGACUGUGAUAUAUCAUAUUUAUUAUAUGUUGUCUUUAAAAAAAAGGAAGACAGAAAAAGUCACUACUCUACAUUGAUUUUCUUUUCAUUUGGAGCAAGUAAAAAAAAUGCUUAGAUGAAGGAUAUAGUUUUUUUUUUUUGGUGAUUGA
Pelobates fuscus (common spadefoot toad) is the source of this 1796-nucleotide messenger RNA. RefSeq names its product BarH like homeobox 2 (gene BARHL2). The record is from RefSeq and is a predicted model, not a curated record. The transcript is spliced from 3 exons. Gene Ontology annotation, biological process: regulation of transcription by RNA polymerase II. Lineage: Eukaryota; Metazoa; Chordata; Amphibia; Anura; Pelobatidae. Gene Ontology annotation, molecular function: RNA polymerase II transcription regulatory region sequence-specific DNA binding; DNA-binding transcription factor activity, RNA polymerase II-specific. Bases 51 to 1145 code for a protein of 364 amino acids. Gene Ontology annotation, cellular component: nucleus.